Arachis duranensis is the source of this 1706-nucleotide messenger RNA. RefSeq lists its product as uncharacterized. Gene Ontology annotation, molecular function: DNA helicase activity. The transcript has a single exon. The coding region runs from base 1 to 1560 and encodes 519 amino acids. NCBI's taxonomy places the organism in Eukaryota, Viridiplantae, Streptophyta, Magnoliopsida, Fabales, Fabaceae. Gene Ontology annotation, biological process: telomere maintenance; DNA repair. The record is from RefSeq and is a predicted model, not a curated record.
AUGGAAAUGUGUUCCUCUCAUUUGGUUUCAAGCGGCAUCAAUCGGUUAAUUUCUGAUGAGCAACAAUAUGAUAGACACAGAUUAGCUGAUGAACAUAGCCUUUAUUUACAACAGCUGACAGAUGAACAACACCAUGUUUAUGAUAGGAUUAUGCAAUCUGUCAAUGAUGGAGUAGGUGGUGUUUACUUUUUAUAUGGAUAUGGUGGAACAGGAAAAACUUUUGUUUGGAAGACAUUGGCAUCAGGGUUAAGAUCAAGAGGUCAAAUUGUCUUGACGGUGGCUUCAAGUGGCAUAGCUGCUUUGUUAUUACCGGGUGGUAGAACAGCUCAUUCAAGAUUUGCAAUACCACUUAAUGUUGAUGAGUUUUCCACUUGCAAUAUAAAACAGGGCAGUGCAUUGGCAGAAUUGAUCAUAAAAACAAAACUUAUUAUUUGGGAUGAAGCUCCCAUGGUCAAUAAGCAUUGUAUAGAAGCACUUGAUAGGACAAUGCGAGAUUUAUUGAGAUUCAAGAAUGUUCAUAGUGAAGAGCAACCUUUUGGAGGGAAAACAAUUGUGUUUGGUGGUGACUUUAGACAGAUACUCCCUGUUAUACCCAAAGGAAGCAGGCAGGAUAUUGUGAAUGCGACUAUCAAUUCAUCCUACAUUUGGAAUAGUUGCAACAUGUUGAAACUAACAAGAAAUAUGCGGCUACAAGCGGAUGAUGCUAAUGUACAUUCAUCUGAGUUAAAGGAUUUUGCAGAAUGGAUACUAAGCAUUGGCGAUGGUAAAUGCGGGGAGUCUAAAGAUGGAAUUGAUACAAUUCAAAUUCCCAAUGACAUUCUGAUAAAAGAAUGGGAGGAUCCUAUAGCUGCUAUAUGUAGAGCAAUUUAUCCCGAGAUGUUUUGGCCUUCAAAUUCUGUUUAUGAAGUCGAAGAUCGAGCUAUCCUUGCCCCAACAUUGCAAAUAGUAGAUGAGAUUAACCGAUACAUGAUGAGUUUAAAUCCAUGUGAAUCACAAACAUACUAUAGUUCUGACAAAGCAUGUCCAACAGAGCCAUCUAAUGAGUUAAUCGCAUCAAUACACACUCCAGAAUUUCUAAACACAAUUAGGUGUUCGGGGAUUCCAAACCAUGAGUUGACAGUCAAGGUAGGAACACCUAUCAUGUUACUACGGAAUAUUGAUCACUCGGCUGGAUUAUGCAAUGGAACCCGAUUGGUGAUAACAAAGCUAGGAAAACACAUUAUUGAAGCUAAAAGCAUGACAGGAAAGAAUGCUGGUCAGAAAGUUUUUAUUCCAAGGAUGACCCUUAGUCCAUCUGACCAUAGAAUACCAUUCAAGUUUCAACGCAGACAGUUCCCUAUAAUGGUAUCCUAUGCCAUGACAAUUAAUAAGAGUCAAGGACAAUCCUUAUCAAAAGUUGGAUUGAUUUUAAAGAAGCCUGUUUUUACCCACGGACAAUUGUAUGUGGCUAUUUCGAGAGUUACAAAUAAAAAAGGUCUUAAGAUACUCUUAUGUCAUGAAGAAGAAAGGAGCAAUGAGACAGAUAAUGUUGUUUUCAAAGAAGUGUUUAGGAAUGUUUGACAAAGGCUAUAUGUCUGCCACAUUUUAUAUCAAAGUUCAUCUCAGGUAAUUUAUAGAUUUGAAGAGUUUUAUUUAAGCAUUCUAUAUUAUUUUGGAUAGACUCGCCCAAAUCACCACAAAUUUCAUAUUGAACCACGCUAUCUUUA